AUGUUUGGAGAAUCCGCUUUUGCGGAUACUUUACUCAAAUGUAAAAUAAAAGAUAAGAAGUGUCAAAUGGAGUUUAUGCAGAAAAUUAUAGUGGAUAUUUCAGAAACUGGUGCGCUGGAGAUCGGUAUACCACCUAUAGACCCCUUUAUGUUAACAAAUAUAAGCGUAAAUGUGCUUAAUUCUAUCGAUAUUACUUUGAAGGAAGGCCAUGCCAAAGGUAUUAAGAACUGCAUAAUUGACAGAUUCGAGCACAGUCUGGAAAAUGAACGAGCAUAUUUGGAUAUGACGUGUAAUAUUACCGUGAAAGGGAAAUACAAAGUGUUUGUAUCGAAUAAUCUAUUCAAAGAUAUUUUCAAUGGAGAAUCAUUGCGUGGUGAAGGAAAUGGAAAAGUUAAAAUUGAAAAACUGAAAGUAAAAUUUGAUUGGUCCUACUCUAUCCAAAAACGAAAUGGAGAGAUCUAUAUCAAAUGUAAGGCCGAUAAAACAAGUUAUAAGUAUGAAAUAAUGGGCAACAUGUUGUUCGCUGCUGACAACCUUUAUAUAGGAGAUGUCGAGUCCAGUAAGGUCGUAACCGGACUAUUGAACGAAAAUUGGAAAGUUCUUGUGGUCCCAUUCUUACAGCCUUUUAUGGAUAAAGCCAUGGAGUACAGCUUGGACUAUCUGCACAAAUUCUUUGACAAUGUCCCUCUGAAACACUACAUAACCGAUGACUUAUCUGCUUAUGCAAGACACUGA
Molecule: messenger RNA, 735 nt
Organism: Arctia plantaginis
Lineage: Eukaryota; Metazoa; Arthropoda; Insecta; Lepidoptera; Erebidae
Source: the annotation of a GenBank genome assembly